This is a messenger RNA of Asparagus officinalis (garden asparagus), 5958 nucleotides long. RefSeq lists its product as uncharacterized. The transcript has 24 exons. The coding region runs from base 447 to 5741 and encodes 1764 amino acids. Gene Ontology annotation, biological process: regulation of cell shape; regulation of transcription by RNA polymerase II; cytoskeleton organization. Gene Ontology annotation, cellular component: nucleus. NCBI's taxonomy places the organism in Eukaryota, Viridiplantae, Streptophyta, Magnoliopsida, Asparagales, Asparagaceae. Gene Ontology annotation, molecular function: protein binding. The record is from RefSeq and is a predicted model, not a curated record.
ACAACAAUACUAAAGAAAACAAAAAAGAAAAACACAAAGCUAAAAAAAAAAGGUGGGGGGAGAAAGAGAGAGCUCCCAUACGAUAUCUUCAAAUCCUCGGCGGCCUCUCUCGGUUCUAAUCGCCGAUCUGCUCUCUUCCUCGCCAUCUGAUCGGCCUCCCCACUCGAUCGACGGCGGAGAUUGGCUCUGGAUCGACGGCGGAAAUCCCAUCAGUUGAGCCGUCCACUGGAUUUGGGGGAUAUCUAGGGUUAGAUCUCUGGAAUUGUUCAUUUAGGGUUUUGAGUUGGGCGAAUGUAUAGGAAAUCAAGGCUGUCGCGGACUGCCGGUUCUUUUACGACUCGGUGACGAUUGUUUUUGCGAGAAAGCGGUGUAUUUGGAUUAGAUGUAUGGCGUUAAUUCUGGCUCUUAGGAGGCAAAAACACCUUUAGGGAUGGUUUUUUGUUAGUAUGGCACCUUUAUAUUUUUCAAGGAAGGUGCUUGAAAAGGUCAAUUCAAUGGAUCCAGAUACGAAUCCCGGUCUCCCUACUGAGCCAGAUGUGGAUAUUGACCUUAGGGAAGUUUACUUCUUGAUCAUGCAUUUUCUAGCAGUGGGUCCAUGCAAGAAAACUUAUGGACAAUUCUGGAAUGAACUUUUGGAGCAUCAACUUUUGCCUAGAAGAUACCAUGCUUGGUACUCAAGGAAUGGUGCCCGAAGUGAGCAUGAAGAUGACGAUGGCACGUCUCUCCCAUUGUGUUAUAGUAACUUAGUCGAGAGGUAUCCUCACAUUGCAAAAGAUCACUUGUUAAAGCUUCUUAAGGAACUGAUAGUGAGCUGUUCCCCUCAGUUACAUGGCGUUAUUGGAGGAACCCCUCCAAAUGCAGCUGACAUACCAACUAUUCUGGGGACUGGUUCCUUCUCACUUCUUGCUUCUGACAGGGAUAGUGCAGAGAAGAGAGGCAAUCCUUUACCUGGCUACCUGCGAUGGCCACAUAUGCAGGCUGAUCAGGUUCGUGGACUCCGUUUGAGGGAAAUAGGAGGUGGUUUUAACAAACACCACCGUGCUCCUUCCGUUCAUGCAGCUUGUUAUGCCGUUGCUAAGCCAUCGACACUGGUGCAAAAGAUGCAAGUCAUUAAGAAAAUGAGGGGACAUCAAAAUGCUGUCUACUGUGCCAUAUUUGAUCGUUCUGGACAGUAUGUGAUCACUGGUUCAGAUGAUCGCCUUGUUAAAAUAUGGUCAAUGGAAACCGCAUUUUGCUUGGCUAGCUGCCGGGGGCAUGAAGGUGAUAUCACUGAUUUGGCUGUGAGUUGUAAUAAUGCUUUGGUGGCAUCUUCUUCCAAUGACUUUAUCAUUAGAGUUUGGCGCUUGCCUGACGGACUCCCAAUUUCAGUUCUGAGGGGACACACUGGAAGUGUGACUGCUAUUGCCUUUAGUCCACGCUCGGUGUAUCAGCUUUUGUCAUCAUCUGAUGAUGGAACCUGUCGCAUAUGGGAUGCUAGGCACUCGCAGCUAAGCCCACGAAUAUAUGUCCCAAAGCCUGCAGAUGCUUUAGCUGGAAAGAGUUCUGAUCCUUCAUCAAGUGUUGGUCAACAAAAUCAUCAGAUAUUGUGUUGUGCUUACAAUGCUAAUGGAACUGUAUUUGUUACUGGUAGCUCAGAUACAUAUGCAAGGGUUUGGAAUGCUUGUAAAAGCAACCCGGAAGACUCUGAACAACCAAAUCAUGAGAUGGAUCUCCUAUCCGGCCAUGAAAAUGAUGUUAACUAUGCACAAUUCAGUGGCUGUCCGGUGGCAUCUAGAACUUCUACAGCUGAUUCUUUUAAGGAGGAUAAUGUUCCAAAGUUUAAAAACUCCUGGUUCACUCAUGACAACAUAGUUACAUGUUCUCGCGAUGGAAGUGCUAUUAUUUGGAUUCCAAAAUCACGCAGAUCCCAUGGAAAAGUUGGGCGCUGGACACGUGCUUAUCAUCUUAAGGUUCCUCCACCUCCAAUGCCUCCGCAGCCUGCUCGUGGAGGUCCACGGCAAAGAUUUCAGCCCACUCCUCGUGGUGUUAAUAUGAUUGUUUGGAGCUUGGAUAAUCGUUUUGUGCUUGCUGCUAUCAUGGAUUGCAGAAUAUGUGUUUGGAAUGCUUCUGAUGGGAGCUUAGUCCAUUCAUUGGUUGGUCAUAGUGAAUCCACAUUUGUUUUGGAUGUCCAUCCUUUCAACCCUCGUAUAGCUAUGAGUGCGGGAUACGAUGGAAAAACUAUCAUAUGGGAUAUAUGGGAGGGCACACCUGUACGAAUAUAUGAAACUGGACGGUUCAAGUUGGUUGAUGGGAAGUUCUCACCGGAUGGAACAUCAAUUGUUCUUUCCGAUGAAGUUGGACAUAUGUUUAUAAUAGCCACUGGACAAGGAGAGUCCCAGAAGGAUGCAAAAUUUGAUCAGUUUUUUCUUGGCGACUAUCGACCCCUUAUCCAAGAUACCAAUGGAAAUGUUGUGGAUCAGGAGACUCAGCUUAUACCAUACAGAAGGAAUAUUCAAGACCUCCUUUGUGAUUCAAGCAUGGUUCCGUAUCCAGAUCCCUACCAGAGUAUAUACCAGCAGCGCCGUCUUGGUACACUAGGUAUUGAAUGGCGCCCAUCUUCUGUCAAACUUGCUACUGGCUUCACUUACAACCCCAACACUGGUGAUUAUCAAAUGCCUCUAAUUCUAGACCCGGAUGGAUGGGUUGAGCCCCUACCAGAAUUCUUAGAAGCCAUCAAUUGGGAACCACCAGAAAAUGAAGUGCAAAGCGAAGAUAAUGAUUCUGAAUAUAAUGUCACUGAUGAAUAUUCAAGUGAAGCAGAACAUGAAAGUUUAAGUAGUAGUUCAUCAGGGGAGCCUGAGCGCAAUGCCAGUGAUAGUGGGGUGCAGUGUAAUAAUAAGGAUGGCCUUCGGAGGUCCAAAAGAAAGAAGCACAAGUCAAAAGCCGAGUUCAUGACUUCUUCUGGGAGACGAGUGAAAAAGAGAAACUUGGAUGAACAUGAUGGUGCUACCACAUCAAGGACUCGGAGAAAACGGAGGUUAAGUAAUGGACGAUUGACUUCAAAGAAAAAAUCAUCAAAAUCCAAGGCAGUGCGUCCUCAAAGACGCUCUGCAAAAAAUGCUCUUAGUUUCCUGUCGAAAAUAACUGGCAGUUCUGAUGAUGAAGAAGAUGUUGACUUAGAAAGCAGCUGCUCAGAAAGUGAGUCAGAUUUUCCAGAUUCUAGUACUCAGAGCAUUGAAUCAGAAGGGUCAAUGCAUACCAGUGAGAUUAAACGGGAAAGUUUGAACAACCUCUUGAAAGAUGAGACUGAAGAUGUUGUGUUACCUUCUCAAUCCACGGAAGUUCAGCCAAGCACUGGAAAUAGGAGGAGACUUGUACUUAAGUUGCCAUGUCGUGAUUCAAAAGCAAUUCUUCCUUCUGAAGAAACAAGAUUUGAAUGCCAUAGCCAGGAAGCAAAGGUGGAUUCAUUUUCUAAAACCCCCAAUAAAUGUAACCUAAAAGAAAACCAUUGUGGUCCCUCUGAGCCUGCGAAGCCUUCAGUUGAUGUAGGUGAUGCCAUCCCAUAUGAAGGUGUCAAGAUCAGAGAAAGGGGGGCUGCUGACAAUCAAGAAGAGUUCAAUAUCUCUGCAGGUUACAAUGGGAACACCAUCAGAUGGGGAGAAGUCAAAGCACGCUCAUCAAAACGUUUGAAAUUGGGAGAAACUUCUGUAGCAGAUGGAUGGACUCCAUCAAAUCCACAGCUAGGUGGUCCUAACCUUGUUCCAAUUGACGUUAAUGGACAUUUAAAAUCUGAGGAUGGAUAUGCAAGGUCCUCCGGUGCUGGAAAUCCUGCACCCAUAUAUAAUUUAGACUUAGAUGGAAAUGGUGCUUUGCUUGGGUUGAAUGCUGCGAGCACCGGAAAAUAUCUGCCUGAUAAUAUUCUUGAGUCAACGAUGUCUCAGAAGUUAUCACCAAAUUUUGACCGACAGCAUCAGGCUGCAAAUCCAGCCACAUGUAAUGGUAGUAUAACUGAGCCUGUGUGCCCAGACAUGAGACACCAAGAUAGCCACGGAAUCACUGAAGUUGAUGGCAUUUUUGAGCCUGUAAAUGGUUUUAGAAUUGUGCGUGAAAAUAAAAAUGCUUCACACUGUGCUAUCCAUUCUCAGAAACCUGAGAGGAUGACUUUGAAGUUCAGAAUCAGAUCAAAUGGGUCAACAAAGGAGAGAACCACUUCAUCUUCCAAGUUAAAGUCGGCUGCUGUAGAAGACUUAAAGGGUCCUGAACAUGAUCUGAUAUCCAACAGUUCCCUUGCAGUUGAACACAAUUCAAUGCCAGCGAUAUGUGAAGAGGAUGAGGGUACAAGUGGUCAGAAUCACGACCAUAUUGAUUGGGAUGAUGAUGGGUCUGGGAGCCUGGACGCUUGGGCAGAUGAACCAAAGUGUUCUAGAAAGCCACAUUUUGGUUCUAAUAACAAGAUGUGUAAUGUUGUCUACAAAAGGUCAAAGUCCACUAGGAGCAGAAAAUUUGCUGAUGGUGAUAGCUAUGUUAUAGAAGGAAGUACAUCAAAUGUCAACAACCAGAGUGAUGCACUUAUAGACGGUGUCCGGAGAACAAGGUCUAUGGGCACGAAGAUGGAAAUUAAUGAGUGCUUACUAAUUAAUAAUUCCGGAGAGAGAAAUCGGUAUAGCUCUUCAAAGACAUCAAGAAAUGGAAGGGGUUUAACCAUUAAUGGGCAGGAAAACAACCUUGCUCACGGAUGGAAGCCAACUUUAAGGAGUGUUGGUCUAAGGUCUGCAAGAAGCAGGAGAGAAAAUUAUGAUAGUAAUCUGAAGCCCCUGGAUAGUAGCACGUAUCAACUAUCAGGGAAGAAGCUUUCAUGGUUAAUGUUGAUAGAUCAUGAGGAGAGCUACCGUUAUAUUCCACAAUUAGGAGAUGAAGUUGCAUAUUUGAGACAGGGCCAUGAAGAAUAUAUUAAAAGUUCUCAUCGUCCAUGUGAAGGAGGGCCCUUGAAGAUCAAAGGUCUAAAUGCUGUAGAAUUUUGUAAAGUCCAAAGUCUUGAUUAUUCAACUCUUCCUGGAUCUGGAGAAAGCUGCUGCAAACUCGUUCUUGAGCUUACUGACCCUGCUUCAGAUGGGUUUGGUAAAACUUUUAAGUUGACAUUACCUGAACUUGUUGCUUAUCCCGACUUUCUUGUGGAAAGGUCUCGAUAUGAUGCUGCCAUUGAGAGAAACUGGAGGUACCGUGAUAAAUGUCAGGUAUGGUGGAGGAACGAGGAUGGAGCUAGUGGUAGUUGGUGGCUAGGCAGGAUUCAGGAGGUGAAGCCCAUAUCUGCUGAAUUUCCUGAGAGCCCAUGGGAGAGAUAUGUUAUUCGAUAUAAAAGUGAUCCUUCUGGAACACAUCCUCAUAGCCCGUGGGAACUCCAUGAUGCUGAUUCUCUGUGGCAGCACCCUCACAUUAACGAGGAUGUUAGGGAUAAGCUAUUGUCAUGCAUUGCCAAGUUAGAAAGAGAAUCAACAAGAAAGGACAAGUAUGGAAUUCAAAAAUUGAACCAGGUUGCUCGGAAGUCUGAUUUUUUGAACAGGUUCCCUGUUCCCUUAUCUCUCGAGAUGAUCAAAAGACGAUUGGAAAACAACUACUAUCGAACAUUGGAGGCAGUCAAGCAUGAUGCCUCAGUGAUGCUUUCCAAUGCCGAAUCCUACUUUGGAAAGAAUACUGAAAUGACAACUAAGAUGCGGCGAUUAUCAGAAUGGGUUGAUGACACAUUUCCAUCUUACUCUUUGUAGGGUAGAACAAUUUUGUAGAGAAAUUGCGAGUCUCUGAUGAGGGACUGUAGAUAUAUCUCCUUUUCUCUAACUCAAUAGGAUUUUUUUUUUCUUGGUAGCUUUAAUACCCAUUCGUCACGAAAGAGAAGGGAGGAAAUGGUAAUAGGAGACCCACCUGAAUUCUUUGGUGUAUAGAUAACUUAUUUAGUAAAUAAAAAAGAGCAAUUUUCCCUGCUAA